This is a messenger RNA of Lachnellula hyalina, 789 nucleotides long. RefSeq lists its product as uncharacterized. Bases 1 to 789 code for a protein of 262 amino acids. The transcript is spliced from 3 exons. The record is from RefSeq and is a predicted model, not a curated record. Lineage: Eukaryota; Fungi; Ascomycota; Leotiomycetes; Helotiales; Lachnaceae.
AUGCGCUUCUCUACACUUUCUAUCUUGGCUCUCCCGCUCCUUGCGGCUGCUGCGCAAGAAGAUACCCCACUCGAGCAGGCCAAAGCUCAAGCUCAGUACUGGUUCGACAAGGUCUCAUCCUACAUUCCCAACCCGAAUAAGGCGCAUACCCCUCAUGCUGCCACUGCCAAAGCUGGAGGUAAGACUCUCAAGGUAUUGUCUCUCCACGACUGGGAGCACACAAUUCGAUCAAGCGUUACGCCCGCAAGCACCACCCCCGAAGAAUGGUGGAUUCUCGUUACUGGAGGAAACAAGACCUGCUUCGGCCACUGCACUGGUGUAGAGACUGCUUUCAACGAAACUGCAGCUCUCUGGUCUGUCAACCCAACUACUCCGCAACUCGGAUACCUCAACUGCGAUGACCAGCCAGUCCUCUGCAACUCGUGGGCUGCCGGUCCACCAUCUCUCUGGAUCGUAGAGGUCUCAGCACCACCUGCGCCCGUCGACGUUCGCGUUAAGUCGUUGAACGCUACCGCCACUACCGUGCAGACCUUCACGGAUCUUCACUCCACCAAGGAGUGGAAGUCGAAGCCUCUUUACGAGGGUUACUUCCACCCAUUCGACGGUCUCUUCGCCCAGUACGGCCUCGCUGUGCCUCUCGGUUACCUUUUCUGGGGUUUCGCUUUUAUUCCCAGCUGGAUGUUCAUGAUUGGUAUUUCUUUCAUUAGCAGAACCUUCAUGAGCAACAGAUCCGCUGGUCCUAACCCAAGAGCUGCAGGUGCUGCACCAGCUGCUGCUCCCGCUAGAUAA